Messenger RNA from Melanotaenia boesemani (Boeseman's rainbowfish), 10672 nucleotides. It is a transcript of the gene kalrna, whose product is annotated as kalirin RhoGEF kinase a. NCBI's taxonomy places the organism in Eukaryota, Metazoa, Chordata, Actinopteri, Atheriniformes, Melanotaeniidae. Gene Ontology annotation, biological process: protein phosphorylation. The coding region runs from base 182 to 9241 and encodes 3019 amino acids. The record is from RefSeq and is a predicted model, not a curated record. Gene Ontology annotation, molecular function: protein binding; guanyl-nucleotide exchange factor activity; protein kinase activity. The transcript has 68 exons. Gene Ontology annotation, cellular component: cytoplasm.
AGAGAGAAACGAAGCCAGCCCUGAAACAGCAAACAAACCGAGAGGGCGACGGAAAGAAAGGAGCCCAGAGAGGCUGAUGGAGGGAGAGGCGCGCGCACGGAGGACAUGUGAGGAAUAAACGUUCAGCCUUUCUUUCCGCUUUUCUUUUUGUCGGUUGGAUUGUAUUGAACCGGAUUCCGGGAUGAACCCUGCAGAAGCGGCCGAGGAGGCGCCCAGCGACCCCGACACUGAUGCCUUCUACAAAACAGGGUCCUUCAGGACUGAGGGCAUAAAGGCGUCUGAUGUCCUGCCUGUGUUAAAGGAGAAAGUCGCCUUCGUGUCGGGUGGGCGAGAUAAAAGAGGAGGACCAAUCCUGACGUUUCCUGCCCGAAGCAACCAUGACCGAAUAAAACAGGAGGACCUGAGGAGGCUGGUCACCUACCUGUCCACUGUGCCCAGUGAGGAUGUUUGCAAACGUGGGUUCACCGUCAUCAUCGACAUGCGCGGCUCGAAGUGGGAGCUGAUCAAGCCUCUGCUGAAGACGCUGCAGGAGUAUUUCCCAGCUGAGAUCUGUGUGGCGCUCAUCAUCAAACCAGACAACUUCUGGCAGAAACAGAAGACCAACUUUGGUAGUGCAAAGUUCUCAUUUGAGACCAGCAUGGUGUCAGUUGAAGGUCUGGCCAAACUGGUGGAUCCCUCCCAGCUGACGGAUGACUUUGAAGGCUCUCUGGACUACAACCACGAGGAGUGGAUGGAGCUGAGAGUGUCUCUGGAGGAGUUCAUGUCCAACGCAGUUCACCUGCUGUCCAGACUGGAGGACCUGCAGGAGCUGCUCUCCAAGAAGGAGUUUCCUGCAGACGUGGAAGGAUCUCGUCGGUUAAUAGAGGAGCACACACAGCUGAAGAAAAAGGUGCUCAAGGCUCCGGUGGAGGAGCUGGACCGGGAGGGCCAGAGGUUGCUUCAGUGCAUCCGAUCUAGUGACGGAUUUUCAGGAAGGAACUGCAUCUCAGGUUCUGCUGACUUUCAGAGCCUCGUACCAAAGGUGGCCAGUCUGCUGGAUAAGCUCCACUCCACCAGGCAGCAUCUCCAUCAGAUGUGGCACGUCAGGAAGCUGAAACUGGACCAGUGUUUCCAGCUGCGCCUCUUUGAGCAGGACGCCGAGAAGAUGUUCGACUGGAUCAGCCAUAACAAGGAGGUGUUCCUGCAGAGCCACACCGAGAUCGGACGAAGUUACCAACACGCCGUGGAGCUGCAGACUCAACACAACCACUUCGCCAUGAACUCCAUGAACGCCUACGUCAACAUCAACAGGAUCAUGUCGGUAGCGAGCCGCCUGGCCGAGGCCAGCCACUACGCCUCCACGCAGAUCAAACAGAUCUCCGGCCAGUUGGAUCAGGACUGGAAAAGUUUUGCUGCUGCGCUGGACGAACGCUCCACCAUCCUCGCCAUGUCGUCUGUUUUCCACCAGAAGGCUGAACAGUUCCUGUCGGAGGUGGAGACCUGGUGUAAAGUCUGCAGUGAGGGAGGUUUGCCGUCUGAGAUGCAGGAGCUGGAGAUCGCCAUCCACCGCCACCAGAGCCUGUAUGAGCAGGUGACCCAGGCCUACACCGAGGUGAGCCAGGACGGUAAAGCCUUGUUGGAUGUCCUCCAGAGGCCUCUGAGUCCCGGCAACGCGGACUCUCUGACUGCAACCGCGAACUACUCCAAAGCGGUCCACUGCAUCCUGGAUGUGGUCCACGAGGUGCUCCAUCAUCAGCGGCGUCUAGAGAGCAUCUGGCAGCAUCGAAAGGUCCGACUGCACCAGAGGCUGCAGCUGUGCGUCUUCCAGCAAGACGUCCAGCAGGUGCUGGACUGGAUAGAAAACCACGGCGAGGCUUUCCUCAGCAAACACACCGGCGUGGGGAAGUCUCUGCACAGAGCGCGAGCCCUGCAGAAGAGACACGAUGACUUUGAGGACGUAGCCCAGAACACAUACACCAACGCAGACAAGCUGCUGGAGGCUGCAGAGCAGCUGGCACAAACAGGGGAAUGCGACCCAGAGGAAAUCUACAAAGCCGCCCGACACCUGGAAGUCAGGAUUCAGGACUUUGUGCGACGAGUUGAACACAGGAAGUUGCUGCUCGACAUAUCGGUCUCCUUCCACACACACACCAAAGAGCUGUGGUCGUGGAUGGAGGAGCUGCAGAAGCAGCUGCUGGACGAUGUGUGCUGCGACUCGGUGGACUCGGCCCAGACUCUGAUCCAACAGUUUCAGCAGCAGCAGACGGCCACGCUGGAGGCUACGCUCAAUGUGAUCAAAGAGGGGGAGGAAUUAAUGCAGCAGCUCAGGGAUGCAGCCAUGUCGACCAAUAAGACGCCACACUGCAGUUCCAUCGCUCACAUCCAGGGGGUGCUACAGCAGCUGGAUGAGGCCCAGGGACAAAUGGAGGAGCUGUUCCAUGAACGCAAAAUCAAGCUGGACAUUUUUCUUCAGCUGCGCAUCUUUGAGCAGUACACCAUCGAGGUAACGGCGGAGCUGGACUCCUGGAACGAGGAUCUGUCUCGCCAGCUGAGCGACGCCAGCCGGUCCGGCGGUAGCAGCGGCAGCAGCAGCGGGGGCAGCAGCGCCUCCUCUGGCAGCUCCGAGGACAUCAGCCUGGCUGAACAGCGGCUGAAACGACACGCAGAGAGGAAGGCGGCCAUGAACAACAUGACCUACGAAGUGAUGCAGCAGGGACAGGACCUGCACCAGUACAUCAUGGAGGUCCAGGCUUCAGGCAUUGAGCUGACCGGGGAGAAGGACAUGGACCUGGCCUCGCAGGUCCAGGAGUUGCUGGAGUUCCUGCACGAGAAGCAGCAGGAAGUGGACCUCAGCGCGCAGCACACGCACACACGGCUGGAGCAGAACCUGCAGCUGCGCCACCUACAGGCCGAGGUUAAACAGGUGUUGGGUUGGAUCCGGAACGGGGAGUCCAUGUUGAACGCCAGCAUGGUGAACGCCAGCUCUCUGUCCGAGGCCGAGCAGCUGCAGAGGGAGCAUGAGCAGUUCCAGAUGGCCAUAGAGUCGCUCUUCCAUGCCAACUCUCUCCAGAAAACUCAUCAGAGUGCUCUGCAGGUCCAGCAGAAGGCUGAGAUGAUGCUGCAGGCCGGUCACUACGAUCCGGAGGCGAUCCGGAGCUGUGCCGAGAAGGUGGCCGUUCACUGGCAGCAGCUGAUGCUGAAGAUGGAGGACCGCCUGAAGCUGGUCAACGCCUCUGUGGCCUUCUACAAGACGUCAGAGCAGGUGUGCAGCGUGUUGGAGAGCCUGGAGCAGGAAUAUCGUCGAGAUGAGGACUGGUGUGGGAGUCAUGAUAAACUGGGAAGUUCGGCCGACAGCGACCACCUGCUGCCUCUGAUCAGCAAACACCUGGAGCAGAAAGAGGCCUUCCUGAAGGCGUGCACGCUGGCUCGGAGGAACGCUGAGGUGUUUCUGAAGUACAUUCACAGGAACAACGUGAGCACGCCUGGAGCCGCCGGCCACGCCAGAGGACCGGAGCAGCAGGUUAAAGCCAUCCUGAACGAGCUGCUGCAGAGAGAGAACCGAGUGCUUCACUUCUGGACGCUAAAGAAACGAAGGCUGGACCAGUGUCAGCAGUACCUGGUCUUUGAACGCAGCACCAAACAGGCUUUAGAUUGGAUCCAGGAGACAGGUGAGGUUUACCUGGCCACGCAUACCUCACCUGGAGAGAGCAGUGAAGAAACUCAGCAGCUUCUCAAUGACUACCAUCACUUCAGACUCUCUGCUAAGCAAACCAAGGAGAAGGUCAAGCUGCUGAUCCAGCUAGCAGACAACCUGGUGGAGAAAGGCCACGCCCACGUGUCGGAGCUGAAGCGCUGGGUCAGCACGGUGGACCGCCGCUAUCGUGACUUCUCGCUUCGCAUGGCCAAAUAUCAGGAGAGCCUGGAGAGGAGCCUGGGCGUCAGCUCUGAGGACAACAAAGACUUGGAGUUGGACAUCAUCCCCGCCAGCCUGACGGACGACCCCGAGGUCAAACUUCGAGACCCCAACCCCGAGAUCAACGAGGAGAAGAGGAAGUCUGCCAGGAAGAAGGAGUUCAUCAUGGCAGAGCUGCUGCAGACGGAGAAGACAUACGUCAGGGACCUGCAGGAGUGUCUGGAGACCUACCUGUGGGAGAUGACCAACGGCGUGGAGGAGAUCCCAUCAGGCAUCGCCAACAAGGAGCAAACCAUUUUUGGAAACAUGCAGGACAUUUACGACUUCCACAACAAUAUUUUCCUAAAGGAGCUGGUGAACUACGAGCAGCUUCCGGAGGAUGUGGGUCACUGCUUUGUCACCUGGGCUGAUAAGUUUCACAUAUAUGUGGAUUACUGCAAGAACAAACCGGACUCCAGUCAGCUCAUCCUGGAGAAUGCCGGCACCUUCUUUGACGACAUCCAGCAGAAACGUGGGCUGGCAAACUCCAUCAACUCCUACCUCAUCAAACCAGUCCAGAGGAUCACAAAGUACCAGCUCCUGCUGAAGGAGCUGCUGUCCUGCUGUGAGGAGGGUAAAGGAGAGAUUAAAGAUGGUCUGGAGGUGAUGCUCAGUGUCCCGAAGAGAGCGAACGAUGCAAUGCACCUGGCCAUGUUGGAGGGCUUUGAGGAGAACCUGGAGGUCCAGGGAGAACUCAUCCUGCAGGACAGUUUCCAGGUUUGGGACCCGCGCUCGCUGAUUCGAAAAGGGCGGGACCGACAUCUCUUCCUGUUUGAGUUCUCACUGGUCUUCAGCAAAGAGAUCAAAGACUCGGCUGGAAGAACAAAGUACCAGUACAAGAACAGACUACUGACAUCAGAGUUGGGGGUGACGGAGCACAUUGAGGGCGACCCGUGUAAAUUUGCUCUGUGGGCGGGAAGAACGCCCUCCUCUGAUAACAAGACUGUGCUGAAGGCUCCCAGCAUGGAGGCCAAACAGGAGUGGAUCAAGAACAUCAGGGAGGUGAUCCAGGAGCGAAUGACUCACCUGAAGGGGGCGCUGAAGGAACCUCUCCAUCUGCCCAAAACACCAGCACUGACCAAACCCAGGAAUCACACCAAGAGGGAGGGGGCUGAAGACGGAGACAGUCAGGGAGACGGCAGCAGCCAACCGGACACCAUCUCCAUCGCCUCCAGGACGUCCCAGAACACCGUAGACAGCGACAAGCUGUCUGGUGGAUGUGAGCUGACGGUCGUCCUGCAGGACUUCACCGCCGGAUGCAGCACAGAGUUAUCCGUCAGCACAGGUCAGACGGUGGAGCUGCUGGAGCGACCCAGUGAGCGGCCUGGCUGGUGUUUGGUCAGAACCACUGACCGCAGUCCGCUACAGGAAGGUCUGGUUCCCAGCUCGGUGCUCUGUGUGUCGCAUUCACGGUCCAGUGUGGAGAUGGACUGCUUCUUCAGCUCAGGGAAAGAGAACUACCACGUCAGCAGCUCUGAUGGGAAGACAGAGUCGGUGGCGAACCUGCAGCCUCAGCCGUCCCUCAACUCGCUGCAGUCCAGCUCUCCGGGUCCCAAACGUUCUGGAAACACUCUGAGAAAAUGGCUGACCAGUCCAGUCCGCCGCCUCAGCCACGGCAGCUCCGUCAAGAAGCUCCCCAACAACAAGCCAAAGAAGACGGGUACAGGAUCUGGAAGAGAGGAGGUCAGGAAGAGCAAUGAGCAGGGUCAUCUGGACCAGGAUGACAUCAUUGAUGAGAGAGUCCUCAGUAAGGACAGGAACCCGCUGUCCAAGACGUCCUCCGGGAUGCAGAGCGGUGGCGAGGAGGAGCAGGAGGAUGAAGCUCACCCUCCUCUUCCUCCACCCAUGGAGAUCAUCAAGGACCCCUCAGUUCAGGAAGACAAGUCUUCGUCCUUGCUAACGUCUCUGCAGUCCUCCUCUGAGGUGCCCAGCGCUGCCGAGCUGGUUAGCGCCAUAGAGAAACUGGUUAAAACCAAGAUGACUGUAGAACCAGGAGCAUACCCGGGCUUUCCCUCGCGGUCUCCACCAGAACAAACCACUCCAGUCCAGCCAAGGAACCCUGAACUGGAGCAGAGAGCCAAAGCUAUGAGAGGACGGAUGUUUGUUCUGAACGAGCUGAUUCAGACAGAGAAGGACUAUGUCAAAGACCUGGGCAUCGUGGUGGAGGGCUUCAUGAAGCAAAUCGAGGAGAAGGGCGUUCCAGAUGAAAUGAAAGGAAAAGAUAAAAUCGUGUUCGGGAACAUCCAUCAGAUCUACGACUGGCACAGGGACUUCUUUGUAGGAGAGCUGGAGAAAUGUCUGGACGACCAUGAACACCUUCCCGAGCUCUUCAUCAGACACGAGAGGAGGCUGCACAUGUACGUGGUUUACUGUCAGAAUAAACCCAAGUCGGAGUACAUCGUAGCAGAACACGACACAUACUUUAACGGAAUCCAGGCAGACAUUCAGUCCAGACUGACUCUCAGUGACUUUCUAAUCAAACCGAUCCAGAGAAUCACCAAAUACCAGCUCCUGCUGAAGGAUUUCCUGAAGUACAGCACCAAGGCAGGAAUGGACUGUGAACAAAUUGAGAGAGCUGUGGGUUUGAUGUCUCAGGUCCCCAAAUUAUGCAACGACAUGAUGAAUCUGGGUCGGCUGCAGGGAUACGAGGGGAAACUGACCAAUCAGGGCAAACUGCUGCAGCAGGAAACUUUCUUUGUGACGGAGCAAGACACCAGCGUCCUGUCUCGCUCCAAAGAGCGCAGAGUCUUCCUCUUCGAGCAGAUUGUCAUCUUCAGCGAGCUGCUGAGGAAAGGCUCGUCCACACCUGGUUACCAGUUCAAGAAGAGCAUCAAGGUAUCUUGUUUGGGCCUGGAGGAAAGCAUCGACAACGACCCCUGUAAGUUUGUCUUGUCAUGUCGUGGCUCAUCGGAGCGUCUCACGCUGCAAGCCGCCAAUGUCGACAUCAAGCAGGUGUGGGUCCGACACAUUCAGGAAGUCCUGGACGCUCAGAGCAACUUCCUGUGUGCUCUGCAGAGUCCCAUUGAGUACCAGAAGGACAAGAGCGGAGGAAGCGGCGGCUCCUCGCUGACCAGAAACCGCUCAUUGUCGGGGAAUCGGCCCGCCGUGUCCUCUAAGAGCCGGCCGUCCUCAGACGUCGGCCUCGGGGACAAAGAUCUGGAGAGGAGCAGAAGUCAGAUGAAGGUGUCUCAAUCAAACGGCGGCUCGUCGUGUUUGGAGUCCAGGGACGGAGACGGUGGCUGUAAUGGCGUCUCCUCCACCAUGCGGGUCACUCAGGACUACUCGGCGCUCAAAGAGAACGAGAUCUCCGUCAGCCAGGGGGAGACGGUCCAGAUCCUGGCCACCAAUCAGCAGAACAUGUACCUGGUUUACCGGCCGGCUGACAGCCAAUCACCCGCCGCUGAGGGCUGGGUCCCGGGACACGUCUUAGGCCCGCCCAUAAAAGACUCUUCCUCAACCACGUCCUUCCCAGCAGCUGUGGCAGACGCCAACAACAUCAAGAAGUCUCUGUCAUGGAACACACUGCGUGCCAGGAAACGCGCCGAAGCUAGGGACUUCUCGCUGGGGGUCAGAGGUCAGGAGAACGGCCUCCUCCGUAAGCCCAAAGAUGCCAACCCUGCCCCUCCCCCACUCGCCUCACCCGCUCCCGGGCCGAAGGCUAAAGAGCUCCACACCUCGGAUGAGUCGGAUUGUGACGAUGAGCUGGACCCGAAGACGGGGAUGGAGCUUCUCAACCCGAACUUCAUCCAGGAAGUCGCUCCAGAGUUCCUGGUCCCGCUAUCGGAUGUGGUGUGUGCGUUCGGAGAGACCGUCGUCCUCUGCUGUAAAGUCUGUGGACGACCAAAACCCUCAGUGACCCUAAAGGGCCCCGACCAGACCCCAGUGACCAGCAGCAGCCGCUUUACCAUCGACAUCAGGGACACCGGCGACAUCCUGUUAAAGAUCUGUAACCUGAUGCCUCAGGAUACAGGCAUCUACACCUGCGUUGCCGUUAACGACCAUGGCUCUGCUUCCUCCUCGGCUUCCAUCAAAGUUCAAGGCAUCCCAGCAGCCCCGGGCAGGCCGGUGGCUCAGGAAGCGAGCAGCAUGGCGGUGAUGGUCCACUGGCCACCCUCAGCUUCAUCUGCUCACUGCGCCGUCAGCAGCUACACAGUGGAGUACCGACAGGAAGACUCGUUGCUGUGGCAACAGGUGGCCACCAGCAGGGAGGAGUGUGUUCAGAUCGACACUCUGAUUCCUGGAGGCCACUAUCAGUUCCGGGUCCGAGCUUCCAACCGCUGGGGGGUCGGCCCGCCAUCUGAGCCCUCCAAUAUGGUCACACUGUCCAGCAGUAACUCUGGGUACGACGGAGCCAGCGUCCAGUGGAAAGACAGCUUUGACUCCACCUUCACGGAGAUCUGUGAGAUCGGAAGGGGACGCUUUUCAGUGGUGAGAAAAUGUCUCAACAAGUCCACAAAGAAAGAGGUUGCCGUGAAGUUUGUGAGUAAGAAGAUGCAGAAGAAGGAGCAGGUGGCUCACGAGGCCGACAUCCUCCGACAUGCGCAGAAUCACCAGCUGGUGGCGCUGCUGGACACGUACGAGUCCCCCGCCUCCCUGAUGCUGGUCCUGGAGCUGCUGGAAGACGGACGUCUGCUCGACUAUCUGGUCGCCCACGAUGAGCUGAUGGAGGAGAAGGUGGCGUUCUUCAUCAGAGAAACGCUGGAGGCUCUGCAGCACCUUCAUACCUGCAGGGUGGCACAUCUGGACCUCAAGCCAGAGAACAUCAUGCUGGACCUCCGAGCUCCAACUCCCGCUGUGAAGCUCAUCGACCUCGGCGACGCCGUCCAGCUCUCCGCCCAACGCCGCUACGUCCAUCUCUUGCUGGGCAGCCCUGAGUUUGCUGCGCCCGAGCUCAUCAAGGGGUCUCCAGUGUCGGUGGCGACGGACGUGUGGAGCGUGGGCGUGCUGGCCUACGUCAUGCUCAGCGGCGUUUCCCCGUUUCUGGAUGAAUCUCCGGAGGAAACCUGCGUCAACAUCUGUCGCCUGGACUUCUGCUUCCCAGACGAAUUCUUCCGGGAUGUGAGCCAGGCUGCCCGGGAUUUUGUGUCUUCGGUGCUGCAGCAGGAUCCCAGGAAAAGGCCGAGCGCCACUUCCUGUCUGCAGCACCCGUGGGUGGGCCGGGGGGGCGUGCACGGCGGGGAGUACUCCAAGACGCCUCUGGACACGUCGAGGUUGGCCACGUUCAUCGACCGAAGGAGGCAGCUCCACGAUGCCCGACCUAUCACCAACAUCAAGGGGCUGGUGGGCAGCAGUAUGGGCAACACACUGUGAUGGAGCCGGGGGGGUCGGCCUGGGGGGGCGGGGGCUCCAACAAAACACUGAAACGUCUCACUGUUUAUUAAUGGGGAAAAGAGGAGUCCUUCCUGUGGUGCAACACUUAAUCUUCUGGGUUCUGCAGCAGACCUCGGUCCUGUGUUCACGGCUGCACAAUGUUUGUUUAUUUUACAGCUUUUUGUUUAUUUGUAAUGACGUCAGAACCCAAACAGCUGGAAACAUGAAUCAGCAUCAUUGAGUAACGUAACGUAACCUCAGUAUUAAGCUGGUUUAUAAAUAACUUAGCCCCAAAUUCAUCAGUCAAUCAUCAGUAUUCAAGAAAAUGUACAAAACUCCCAACCAAUCAGAUCGCAGCAGCGUGACACUGCGGUCAGGUGUCAUGAGGUCAGGAGGCCGGAAACGUUGGGACCAGUAGAGGAAGAAUCUGCAGGAAAAUAGCUUCACCUGAGCGGGACACACAGCAGUUGUUUAGCUGUUUUCUGAUCAAAAUGUUCAUGUUUAUGACUGAAGAACAGAUUUGUGGGAGAUUUCUCAUUUCUCUCAUCGUCAAAAAGAGUUUUUUUUAUUAUUAUUUUGUUGUAUAAUAAGUUUAAAUUGAAUGAAAACAGGAGAGGAAAACAGGUAAAAAAAGUAUGUUUUUGCAGUAUUUCCCUUCUCAAAUUCAGGUCAAAUUAAUUUCUCACCUGGUAAAAGAGAAAUAGAUAAAAAUAUAAAACAAAAUGUAAUUAUUUUGCAGCUGAAAGAUAAUUAAAAACUUGAUGUUUUCAUGCGUUUGUGUCCAUCGUGCACGAGAAAACGCAGCGUUUGGACGUUGAAACAGACAUUUUGGAUGAUUCUCACCGACUCAGCCUGUAACGUUUGUCUCUGGGAUGGAAAACUGUCUUUUUGGCUUGUGACUUAAGAUUGUGCACCGAUAUCUCCUUGAUUUAGCGUAGUGAGGGAAAGAAAACAGUUUAGAAAUAUCUGUGUACUUGUACUAGAUUGAUUUAAUGUAUUUAUUCUGUUCAGGCUGCAGGACACUGAGAUGGAGAGUAGAAUGAUGUCCUGUUGAAGAUCAGGAUAUCUCCUGACCUGAACUGAUAUAAACUCGGUGAACUGUGUAAAAAUAAGAGCUUUCGGGUUUGGAAAGGUAAAACAUCCUGACUAAGCCUCUGUGGUAGGAAACAUGGAAGCCUUCUGGACUUUGUGCAGGAUUCCUGAGGAUGGAAACGGCAUCACGGAAACUCUGUUUAUAACUGUUUACAAAAAACUUUGUUCCAACACGUGGGUAGUUAGUUUACAUCUCCGUAGAAUAAUCAGGGAACACCUGCAUGUAAAAUCAGGUUAGAAAGAGGCUGUUUGCAGACAGAACCUCUGACACCUUCAUGUUUGUUUGUUUACCUGCCACUGCUGUAAACAACUUGCUUGUAAAUGUGCUGCCGGACUGAA